AUUCCCGUCAUUCCAGUUCGUAGCGUUAGGGCAGAUGACAGCAACAGUGGUAGUCCUGUUCGUGGCUAAGCGGCUCAAGAUCGUGGACUAUCCUGAGUUCUCGCCAGACAUCGUGAAUAAAAUAUGGCCGCUGCCCCUCAUCUACGUGGGGAACCUCAUAUUCGGGCUUGGAGGCACCAAGAGGCUCAGUUUGCCGAUGUUCACUGUUCUUCGGAGAUUUUCCAUUCUCUUCACCAUGAUUGGAGAAAAAUUAAUUUUAGGGAAUAACCCACCUUUUACUAUUCAAUUAACUGUGUACACUAUGAUCCUCGGUUCCAUCAUAGCUGCACUAAACGAUAUCUCCUUUGAUGCGGUGGGCUACUUCUUUGUGCUAUCCAACAAUGUGUUCACGGCAGCAAAUGGCGUCUACGUCAAGAAGAAGUUGGACAGUAAGGACCUGGGCAAGUAUGGGCUCCUGUUCUACAAUUCUCUCUUCAUGCUGCCGUUCGCCACCUCCUUUAGCUGGUUCAAUGGCGAUCUUGAUAAGGCAAUGGCAUAUGAAGGCUGGAGUGACCUCUGGUUCACAGUACAGUUCAUCAUGUCGUGUAUCAUGGGAUUCAUCCUGAUGUACUCGGUGAUGCUGUGCACGCAGUACAACUCUGCACUGACCACCACCAUCAUCGGGUGCCUCAAGAACAUCUUUGUUACGUACUUAGGGAUGAUUAUCGGUGGCGACUAUGUGUUCUCCAUCUACAACUUCGCGGGGCUCAAUAUCAGUGCCUUUUCAAGUGUAGUGUACUCCCUCCUAGUGUUCACGCAGAGAAGUAAAGGUCCCAAAUCGGCCAGUGGUAAACGCGCAUUGCAGGUAGUAUAGUGUACUCGUGGGUGACGUUCCGCAGAAAGGACCCCCCCAAGCCAGAGCUCCUGAAAGCUGCCCCGACUUCGAAUGUCUAAGACACUGUGCCGUUUUUUUGACACAAGUCAUUCUCUGCGGUGGUGAAAUAUCCAUUACGAAAGAGGUUUUGUGUGCUCAUCCGUGAUAAGUUUCUGUUGCUGGGAAAUGUCGUUGCUCAUGUUGUGGGUUUGUCUUUUUUUUUUUCUUUCUUCUUCUUCUUCUUCUUCUCUCUCUCUUCUUUUUCCUUUUUUUCUCCUUUUUUUCACUUAUAUUUAUAGCAUGUUGUGAGUAUUACAACCAAUUUAAAAGAAAAAAAUGUAUCACACUUUGAUGAGGGGAGGUGUGUAAAGGUUUUUGAUGAUGUCGUUUCUCAUAUGCCUAUAGUUUUUGGUGGAUAUUCUGUAUUACUACUUUUUUCAGUCAAAAGAUCUAGAUUUUUUUUCUAAUUUAUUUCAAAUUUUGACAAACCCGAGGACUUCAAAAUUACAACAUUUUUUGUAAAGUAUAUAUUUGUGCGAUAGGUGCGAUAGACGAGGCUGGCAGGCAAAGCAGGCAUCUGUAGAUUCCAGGGCAUUAUCCCUCUUUGUUACUUGCCUCUCGUAUAAACUGAUUCCACCGCAUCAGCCGAUGGAGGACUCUUUAUGAUAGAAAAUACAGCAACGUGAAAAUUAGGACUAUGUGAUGUGACCUUUUGCACAGACUUCAAUAUUUUGUUCGUCUUUGUGAUAGGGUAUACUUGGCACUGAAGGUCUGGGUUAUGUGAAAGUCAUAUUUCCGGUGUUAUAGUGCGAUAGUCAGGUGCUGGCUUAUUUUGAAAACAUGCACAAUACUUGAUAUUGUUUUCCUUUGAUGGAAAAUGCAGUGGUUAGACUACAGAACAAUAUUUGAUAUAUGGAAAGGUAUAUGUUUUUGAGAUGUAGGCCUACAGUGUGUCAUAAUUAUAAAGAUAAGUAUUGUUGUUGAAUGGCAUUGUAAAAAAAAAAAGGAAAAGGGAAAAAAUCAAAUCCUACAAUAGAAGAAGCAAGUGCAUACAGCUAAUCUUUUGAAUAGUACCAAGUAUGUACAUUCACCUAAGAAUUCAACUGAAAAAAAGAGAAAUACAGGGUGAUUUUUUUUGUGAACAAUAAUUUUCCAUUUAGCAAACCAUAAACCUGUGCCAAGCUUCAAGCAGCGUGAAUCAUCUGAUGUUUGAAAAUACGUCUAAGAGGCAGUAUACCCGAAUUAAACCUGCAGACAUCAAAGAAAUAACACAAGUGGGUAUAAAUCUCAAGUUCUUGCUCCGCAUUUUGUUAACUGGAUAUCAGCUGUUCAUUCAUAUUGUGAUUCUAGUGACAAAAUACAGUGGCAUCCAGUUUUGCAGUCAUUCCAUGUAACAGAAAGUGCACCGUAUAAUGUUGUUUGGACACAUUUGUUGUGUGGUGUGAUGCAUAUGUUUUAGGUUAUUUAUUCAUAUCAUUUAAGUUACUUAAUCUUCCCUUUUUUGCUGAAAGAGAGAGCCAUUUGUUAGUUUUCAAAGACCGUAAGUUGUAGUUUGAAUCGUAUGGAAAGAAUUGAAGUGGCAUUAGAGAAAGUGUUGAAACUCUUGGGAUAAAAUAGCUUGUUUUAUUUUUUUGUGAUAAGAUGGUUAUACUUCCCUAUUUUGUCGUAAGAAGUGUCAUUAUGUGAUAAAGGAGAAGUAAUGCCAUUUUACAUUUGUUGCAAAGUUGUAUUUUUCUGGUGAUUUUUUUUUUUUUUUCUUUUCUUUUCUUUUUUUCAGAUUGAGCCUAUGUAUAUAUGUUUGUACCUACCUAUCUUUAAACACUCAUAAAUGCACAUGGUUACAUUUGCUCAUGGACUCACAUAUACAUACACACAUGGGUACACACAAUUUCUAUCCUUUCUCUUUUUCCCUCUCUCUUCUCCUAUCCCAUUCCCUGUCUCUUUCUCCUAUCCCAUUGCCCUGCUUUUCUCUUUCUCCAUCUUAUUGCCCCUCUUUUCUUUAUCUUUCUCCUAUUCCUUUCCCAAAUUUACUCCCUUUUGUCUUUUUCUCGCAUUCUCCCACUCACACCAGGGCACACAAACACAAGUACACAAGUUUUAACAAUACCCAAACAGUACCAUGGAAAAGUGGAAUGAAGCAUGGCUGAAAUGGGAAAGGAAAAUUUCUUUUCCCAUGAUUUAAUGUACUAGUAGAUCCACCGCCGUAAGCUUUUGGACAAUGUUUUUUUUUCUCAUUACCAGCCAGAUACUGUCAUGGCAAAAUGAGAAGUAGAGAAAAGGCCUUUCCACUUUAUUUUCACUUAAACCAUUUUUAAUGCUGACAAGGAGUAGUGUAGUUAUGUUUGUGUAUAUAUGUAUGUGUAUGGAUAAAGUAUUUAUAUAAUAUUUAUAUAAAUAUUUUGUAUACAUAAAAUCUUUCCUGAUAUAGUUUGUUAUUGCUGAAUUUGUUUUCCUGCUUAGCAAAACAUAUUUUUGUUAUUUAUCAUUUGGAAAAUAUUGUAAAAGAAAAAGAUUCAAAGCAAGUAAUGCGAAUGAAAUAGGUAAAAGAGAAUCUGUUCGCCUCACCACUUUAAUCACCAUUUUAAUACCUGCUUUCCAUUGUCUCAUUCACUUUAGAACUCCUGAAAAGGGGUAUUAUUUUUUUUGUUAUGUAAAAGUAAGCAUUUUUCAUCAUUUUUUGUAGCAUCUCAGGGCUUGUCAUGUCACCGAUUCCAGAUGAGGUAGAGGAAAAGCUUGUUUUUAUAUAUAUAUUCCCAUUUUUUCAGUGUAGGUCCUUACAUUGCAGAUGUUAAAUGAUUCCAACAUUUCACGGUUCAUUCAUAUGACUUCAUAUAUGUAAUCUUUUGAGUGCCACAUAUACCAGUACAGAGAAUUAUUAGUUGAAGUAGCUUGCAUCUCUACUUCCCUUUUUAUGUAGUAUUAGCCAAGUAUUAGAUGUGUUUAGGAUGUUUUGUUUUUUUGUUUUUUUUAAUUCAUUUGCUCACGAUCUGAUGGUAAUAUUUUACCUUACUAUUUGGAAGGAAUUGUAUCCGUAAGUUUGAAAUGGGUAUGCAGCAAGCUACAUUGCAUAGAUAUAGGUUGGAUGUUGUUCUUACAUAUGUUUAAUGUCUCCCCUUACAUAAUAGGUAUGCUAACCUGCUACCUUUAUUUAAUAUGACAAAUGUGAGGGUUGUUAUCAUUGACCUUUUUCUGUCAGUUUUCUAGCCUGUAAGCUCAGGUCAGAUAAGCAAUGAAUAUAUACUGAACCAAGGAAUAGGUAACACCAGGUAAUGGUUCCUGAAAAAUCCUGUCGCCCUGGUUCGAGUGAAUGCCAUUGCAGUUUGCGUCUCCUUGCAUCCCUCAUCUCCAAGGUCCAUAGCUGCUGUAUUUACCCACCUGAAAAUCAGUACACUGUCCCUCUGACAAACAUGCUCAGUGCAGAAGAAAUCGGUCAUUCAUUUCAGAAAUAUCAGGUGGCUUUUUGUUUUUUUUACUCCAAUUUUUGUCCUACCAGGAGAACCCCGACCCCUCAGCCCUCUUCUCCCCCAAAACUACAUAGUACAUGACAGUAUUUCGAGACGUAAGAGGGGUGCAAUCUGAUCAGUGUCUUAGGGGAGCAUCAUCUCUUUUAUCAUCUUGCUGGCCAAGUUGCCGGUAUGCCAUAUUUAUUCUGCGUGUUUUUGACCAUUUAGGGAUAUUUAUUUCUAUUUAUUUCUUUUUUUUUUUAUAUGUCCAUGAUGUUUGUGUGUAUGUUGUGUAUGAAUAGUACUUUUUUUUUUUAUAUAAGAGAGAGUGAGUUUCUUAGAGACGUGUGCUUAUCACUAUUCAGCAAAGAUAUUUAUAUUUUACAGGAUGGAUUAGAAAAAGCAAAAAGAGAGAGAGGAAAAGGGAUACGUGCCAGUUCUUGACAAGUGUCAAUUUCUGGCGUGGAAGUUAAAUCCCCAAAGGAAGUUGUGAAAUAAGAGAUGUACAUUUAUAUUUUUGUAAUCUCCAAAGCUGCUAUGCUCUUCCUGUUCAUCAUUUCAGUUCAUGCAUCCUCCUUAAUUUUUUUAUGGUUGUGUUAUCAUUUAAUGUAAUGCACUGUUUUCUGUGAAUUGAGUGAUGAAUAUGAAUAAUAAUAAUUAUGAAAUUGUGAA
Penaeus vannamei (Pacific white shrimp) is the source of this 4968-nucleotide messenger RNA. The record is from RefSeq and is a predicted model, not a curated record. Lineage: Eukaryota; Metazoa; Arthropoda; Malacostraca; Decapoda; Penaeidae.